AUGACGAACCCCAAGAAAUCCCGAGAAAGUGAUGCAGAUGAUUCGUUUUCAAUCAAUCGUUUACCAGAUGAAAUUAUCCUCCAAAUAUUAAACAAAAUAAUCGAUUUGAAAAGCCUAUGCUUUUGUUACCUGGUUUCCAGACGUUUCUCCUCGAUUGUACUUCAUGUCGAUGCCGUUUCCUUCAUCGCUCCUUUCAAAGACCCUAACAUUCCCGAUAAGAACCCCGUCGGUGAUGUCUCCCCAAGUAGGUCGUUUCCUCGUAAGCUGUCCGCCCAUGGCUUUUUGAGCAAGUUUAUUGGAGUGAAGUUUUUAUACAUCGAACUUCUGUUUUCCGAUCAAAGAGCUGUCGAUAAUCGUUGUCUGUUCAAGUGGAGGGUUAAGUUUGGUAGCAGAGUAGAGUCGUUUGUAUUUCUGUCCCCGAAUUAUGUUUGUGAUAAUGAUGGAAUAUAUCAAAUUGGAAAGGUGGAUGAAGAAAACGAGUUAAUCAGUAUUGCACAGCAUAUUAAUAAAAAACGUGUCAUUUCGUAUCGGUGUCUGAAUGAUGUGGUUGCGUGGCAUAUGAUGUUGAUGAACAUCGUUAAGGAUCUACCAACGUUGGAAGAGGUUUCCAUUACUGAUUCUGGGAGAAGAGGGAGGCUUUCUCUGAGUGGGGAAAAACUCAAUGAGUUUCAGGGUAUGUGA
Molecule: messenger RNA, 681 nt
Organism: Lactuca virosa
Lineage: Eukaryota; Viridiplantae; Streptophyta; Magnoliopsida; Asterales; Asteraceae
Source: the annotation of a GenBank genome assembly